Saxophila tyrrhenica is the source of this 888-nucleotide messenger RNA. RefSeq lists its product as uncharacterized. Bases 1 to 888 code for a protein of 295 amino acids. NCBI's taxonomy places the organism in Eukaryota, Fungi, Ascomycota, Dothideomycetes, Mycosphaerellales, Extremaceae. The transcript is spliced from 2 exons. The record is from RefSeq and is a predicted model, not a curated record.
AUGAUCAGACCAGUCGCGACUGCUUUGAGUGACACGCGACGCGUUGUGGGACGCUAUCUGCGCAUAACCAAGUAUUCUGUCCUGGAAGUGCGCAUCUACCUAGACCGGCCAUCAGAGUCCGGCUGGUUGCUCUCCACCCGCGACAAUGUCCUCCCGCGCAUCAUCGAGGCAGUACGACCGAAAGUACUACCCAAGCUAAGAGAAGAGAACGAGAACGCCAAAAAGAAAGGCGGCAAGAAGAAGAAGGGCAUCAAAGAUGUGGUUGUCGGCGAGGACUUUGAAGUCACCAUCUUCUUGACCGAGCUUUCGACCAGGCAUUCGCUACUCACCAAGCAGAAGACCUUCAGCGACAAGCCGAAGCUGAAGAGCACAGGCAACAAGCUCUCGGGCUGGCUCAACAACAGCGCCGAAAACGCGAUACACGUUGAAGACGACGAGCAGGCGCCGGCGGUUCUACAAGAAGAGAAUGAUGAUGUUGCUGAGUUGAAGGAUAUUCCGGAGGCUGGUAGCGCAGGCAAAGGGAGAAGAGGAGCAGGUGAUGAAGAGGAUGAUGCUCUGUUCGUCAGCUCGAGCGACGAGGACUUCUUCCAAACGCAGCGCGCGCAGAGGACUAAAAAGCGCAAACGAUCUACGAAGCAGUCCGAAUCCGCUGAAGUUGGAGACGACGAAGAGACAAAUGCAGACGACAAGAAGAAGCUGGGAAUGAACACUUCGUACGACGGCUUUAGCAUCUACGGCCGGAUCUUGUGCCUUGUGGUGAAGAGAAAGGGCAAGAAAGCAGCCUCCGGUGCAGCGAGUGCGCCUCUGGGAGGCAGCCAAAUGAUGGAGCAGUGGGUUAGCACGCAGGCCGCGCAGGAGGCAGGGUUGGACGAGCUCGACGAUGGCUGA